Xenia sp. Carnegie-2017 is the source of this 2210-nucleotide messenger RNA. RefSeq lists its product as uncharacterized. Lineage: Eukaryota; Metazoa; Cnidaria; Anthozoa; Malacalcyonacea; Xeniidae. The transcript has 13 exons. The record is from RefSeq and is a predicted model, not a curated record. The coding region runs from base 48 to 2009 and encodes 653 amino acids.
CAGAGCUCACAAAAACGUUUUAACGGCAUUUCAUAAGGAAGAAAAAAAUGAAGAGCCCGUAUUUUCUUCUCGCAAUUCUCCUUGGAAUCUCAGGAAAAUCUCAGUCUACGAAAAUCAAGGUCGUUAAAGGAAACGACCCAGGACCAUGUUCAAAAAAAAGCAAUGGAGAGAUGACGUUGGUUCGCGAUCGACAAAACAAACAUAAAUUCUUGAUAUGUUCUAAAGUUAACGGUAUUUUUGGAUGGAGAACAAUAGAUGACCAUUUCUCAGGUUCUAGUUCUCCAGGAGAGUUUUUCAACCCAGUAUACGACUGCUCAACCAUAUUGGAUAAAGAUCCAAAAGCUAAGGAUGGAUUUUACUGGAUAACACUUGGAGAAAAGAAACCGAAAAAGGUUUAUUGUGAUAUGAUGACUGAUGGUGGUGGGUUCAUGUUGAUUGGUCGGAAAAAUUCAUCCGUUACAUGGACAGUACCAUCGAACAGCAAGACAGUGGAACCAUUUGGUAAACCUCAUUGGAUAAGUUCAUUAGGAGAGGCUCCUAUGGUUGAUUUUAGAGUACAAAUGGCCACUAAAGAUGAUUUUAAGGCAACAAAGGCUCAUUGGUAUUACAGAUUUAAGAGUACAAGAAAAUUGAAAAAUUUGAUGUUAUCUAAGACAGGGGGAUGUGGGGGAACUUCAGCAGGAAUUGGUGACGUUAAGUUAGUGAAAGAUCUUAUUACUGGAAAUGUUGUAACAACAAGUUUUCGCUGCUCUAAAUUUGGAUUGGCAUAUAAUGAAAAAAUGAAAUUUGGAUGGGCAAAUAUGAAUUAUUGCUUGACUAAACCCUGUCGUAGAGGAUUUGCUUUUCAUGACAAAGUUUCAUUUCAAACUGACUAUUCUGGAUCAUUUAGCUACAGUGCAAAAGAUAACAUUUCUGGUAUAGAUUUUGGAGCGACGGCAUUGGUUGGCUGUGACAGCGGAAAGUGCUGUGGAUGUUAUGGUCCAAAAAAUGGCAAGAAGAACUAUUGUUAUAAUAAUUGUCAGGCAAAAAAUGGUGGAAAUAUUACAAAAAAUGUUUAUACAUGGUUUUGGGUUCGUUCACGUAUUCCUAAGAAAAUAUGGAAUAAGUGUAUGGAUUAUAAAGUGAUGGAAAAUGGCGCUUUCGUGUGGUACAAAAUCAUUGGGGACAAUGAACUUCCAACAAAAGGUCCCUGUGAAAAAGAGAAACCAUUACUUUAUCAAGGAAUGAUUGUUGCACCAGAUAAUGAAACUGCAAAGAAGAUUCCAAAAAUUGAAGGGAUGAUUAUUUAUCGGGAAGAUAAAGAGAAACUUUAUGUCCAAGGAAAUAAGCAAUUAAAAACAUUGGCUGACGAGAAAAAGGUUCUAAAGAUGCUAGACAAAGAUGUAUCAAACCUUGAAAGUGAAGUAGACUAUUUAAAUAAAACUUUGGACAGCAAAUUUCGUUUGGUGUUUUCCCUCGUUUCUCGUGAAAUUUCAACUUCAACAAUUCUAAAAGGAGAACCAAAAAACUUUCUAAAGCAAUUAAAGCAAUGGUUUUCAUUCAGUAAAUUGAAAUGCUGUUGGAGAGCCACUUCUGAUGGAUGGAAUGCUAGAAUUUUCCACUCAAAAUGUGACUAUCGAGGAAAAACUAUAACUUUAGUUAAAGUAGGAAAAUUCAUCUUUGGUGGAUAUUCAACACAUAAUUGGGGUGGUUCAAGUCGUUAUCACAGCAGUUCCGGUAAUUACAUCUUCUCCUUUCGUAACAAAGACAAUUUGAGUCCAUUUAGAUCAGCCAUCUAUCAAAACAGCUACCAGGCCAUCUAUACUAACCCUAGCUAUGGACCAACUUUUGGAGGACAUGACAUAUAUAUAGCAAACAACGCAAACAAAAACAAAAAUUCCUACACGAAUUUAGGAGACACCUAUCGUCCUCCAUCUGGUUACAGUUAUGGCUAUAGUAACACCCAAGCUCUUCUUGCAGGUUCAUAUUAUUUUACACCUGAUGAAGUUGAAGUUUAUUAUUAUCUUUAACAUUUCACGUUAACUUCACGUGAUCUCCAGUAUUAUCGUCAAUUUAGCCACGUAUGCCAUGUAAUGUUUAAAUAGAAUUUGUAUAUCGGCUGCCAGUUGUAGUUGACAGUGGUUAUUUCAUAUAUCAUAAUGACAUAAUUAUAUUUUGUUACAAUUUGUCAUAUUUUUAGAUAAUUUACUAUUAAACAUUUUAUUUUUGUC